CACACACAAAACACACAAACAAAAAACAACAACACACAAAAACCUAUAAUAUUCUUAUCACCAGGUUCAUUAAAUGAGUUCAUUAAGGGUACACCACCCACAACACACUCAUUUCCCUGCUCAGUCUGCUCACUUCCACUUCCCUCUAUUCAAUGGGAUCGUACCCAAUACCUCUAUUUAAGCACAUUAUCAUGGCUUUGACCGUACUACCCAGGUAAUAUGCUGACCUACUCAAGAAGAUGAAGUGUUCACAAAAAGGGCUUUAAUUAAGCUGGCGCUAUGCUAGGUGUGCUACACGAAAGUCACAUUUCUUUGGUUAAUUGUUGGAAAGGAAAUGCAUAAAUAAAAACGAAAACACCCACCCCCUUUUAAAGCUAAAACAACAAAAAAUACAAUAAAAUCAACACACGAAACACCGGGUUAAAAGCAGGCUUAGAGACCACAUCUGAGGGGAGGGAAGAUGGACGAGUUAGUGGAUGGUCAAUGCACUGCCUAGCAGCAUUGCUGGUGCGCCUGUCCUCUGGCCCAAGAGAGAUAUGACUGCACUUGAUGUCACGACUUGCCAGCCGCCAGUUCCAGCUCUUAUCGUGACUACAGCCACCCCAAAAUCCAUGCCUCGCGCUCACAACUUCCGCUCCAGCCGCAUAUCCGUGUUAAGACUAGGCUUCUCAACGAUCCAUGAAGAUCCUGCUUCUUCUCAAUUGCCGACGCAGGGCAAAUCGGAAAUCACAACACAAUCACUUUCACACCCAAGCGGAUACGGCGAAGAUUUCUCAUGGCUGCACCUCGUGCGUGCCCGCGUGCAGGCAUCCUUCCCUUCUGCCCUCCUACCUUCCGGCCCAGGACUCCAGGUGCCGGCAGCAGAGAACGGUGAUGCGCUAGCAACUUGUCAGGGGAAGGGAGUAAGGGGGAGGAUGGCUCUUGGAGUAAGCGCACCUUAUCGUCUGCUCACUCCAGGCACCACGUGCAUACGCCUAAAGCAAGUUCCCGGAUGAUGAACUUGCUGGCGUACAGGUAAACGCGUCUAAGACUAAGGUUUGUCUUUGGCUUUGGUUCCCUCCCCACCAUCCCCGCCUCCAGCCUCACACACGUGACGUCGUUCGUCAAUCCCCGCCACUACCCUGUCCCCAUCACACACCCAAGCAUGUUGUCGCGUUUAGGGUAGGAAAGAUGUUAAACACUCGUCACACACUGUACUUUCCCCUCGAAGACUACAAGAAGACGUCACGGAACACCGCGCA
Pomacea canaliculata is the source of this 1241-nucleotide messenger RNA. RefSeq lists its product as uncharacterized. The transcript is spliced from 2 exons. NCBI's taxonomy places the organism in Eukaryota, Metazoa, Mollusca, Gastropoda, Architaenioglossa, Ampullariidae. The coding region runs from base 477 to 995 and encodes 172 amino acids. The record is from RefSeq and is a predicted model, not a curated record.